This is a messenger RNA of Penicillium griseofulvum, 1446 nucleotides long. RefSeq names its product alpha-mannosyltransferase. Gene Ontology annotation, biological process: mannan biosynthetic process. The coding region runs from base 1 to 1446 and encodes 481 amino acids. The record is from RefSeq and is a predicted model, not a curated record. Gene Ontology annotation, cellular component: Golgi apparatus. Gene Ontology annotation, molecular function: alpha-1,2-mannosyltransferase activity. Lineage: Eukaryota; Fungi; Ascomycota; Eurotiomycetes; Eurotiales; Aspergillaceae. The transcript has a single exon.
AUGAUCCCGCUGAUCCCACGAUCCUUUCUACGCAUACGAACGCUGUUGGUAACCUUAACACUCACUAUUUUGCUUACCUGGGCAAUAUUGGGAUUCAAAUUCUACCCCAAAAGCAUCUCAUCACAGGCUAUCACUGGCCUGACACCUUCACAUAAACAAUUCUGGCAGGAAUUCCACGCCCUGUUAGAGAAACACGCGCCGAACACAGAGCCUAUCAUCGAAUAUGAGAAGGCAUCGACAGAAGGGUUCAAUGCUCAUAAUGCGCCACCACGACCAGAUACCCUAUACGUCCCGGAGGAAGACAUCAUCACCAUGAAAGAAGCGCAUACUGGGUUCGUCAAUGCAAUCACCGACUCCCCGCCCAGGCUUCCCUACAUCCCCGGGACAAAAGGCAUAGUCUCAACAGCAGGGGGCUUCUACCUCCCAGUGGUAGUGAUAUCUCUCCGCAUGCUCCGCCGCACCGGUUCUACGCUCCCGGUGGAAGUCUUCCUUUCCGACGAAGAGGAGUACGAACAAUAUAUAUGCAAUGAAGUCCUACCCUCUCUGAACGCGCGGUGCAUAGUUCUAUCCAGAAUCCUCAUCGCCUCCCCGGCUGGAAUUCAGAAAUAUCAAUUCAAGCCUUUCGCAAUGCUCUUCUCAUCCUUCGAAGAAAUCCUCUUCCUAGACGCAGACGCCUUCCCCCUCGAGAAACCAGAGCAUCUCUUCACGACCGAGCCCUUCCUUUCACAAGGCAUGGUCACCUGGCCCGAUUUCUGGGCCUCCUCCGUCUCCCCAGUCUUCUACGAUAUCGCAAACUACCCACCUCCGCCAAUGGACCUGCGCCAAUCAACAGAAUCAGGCGAAGUUCUCCUCUCUAAAAGAUCUCACCUCCGCUCUCUCCUCCUCGCAACAUACUAUAACUACCAUGGUCCCUCCCACUACUAUCCACUCCUCUCACAAGGCGCCGCCGGAGAAGGUGACAAGGAAACCUUCGUCGCAGCCGCGACCGCCACGCACGAAUCCUUCUACCAAGUCAGCGAAUCCAUAUGCGCCCUCGGCCACGAAACCCGCGGCGGUAUGGCCGGUUCAGCAAUGGCGCAGUUCGAUCCCGUGCAGGACUUUGCUCUGACCAGUCGGGAUAUAUGGCGUGUCAAAGGCGAUGAUGCCCCAGCACCAGGAGUCUUCUUCAUUCACGCCAACUUCCCCAAGUUCAACCCCGCUACCAUCUUUGAGGCCCAUGAGGUUAAUCCCGCGUUUACGGACGAGGGUACUUAUACGAGGGCCUGGACGAUACCGGUUGAUGUUAUACGCGGAUUUAAUGGCAGGGUUGAUGUCGAGAAGCGAUUUUGGGAGGAAAUUCGUUGGACGGCUUGUGAGCUUGAGGAUAAGUUUCAGAGUUGGGCUGUGUAUGAAGGGAUAUGUGAUGGGGUGAUAAACUACUGGCGUGCUGUCUUUGGAGAGGACUGA